AGACAGAUCAUCAAGAGCGGGGUAACUCGUCGAUUGAUAUAUGACUGGAGCUGUCCUCAAAAUAUUGCGGAAGGGUCUCGGAUAGCGCUGAAGAGUAUUAUCUUCAAACCGUGUGUGAUAGGUAAUCUCGUGCAAAAGGUUUGGAGUUGAACAAAAGCAUCACCAUCAUGGGCUGGGAAGAGAUCGCUGCCGAUAAGAAGAAACGCAUCGACGAGUCCAUUCCUAAAGAAUGGCGCGUGGAGGUCAAGGAUCAUAAUGGCUCUUUUAUGGACCUGCCGGCCAGCAGCGGCCUGCUAACGUCAAAUGAGCUCGAAAUCACCAAUUCGUCUGCCGUCGAUCUGGUUGCAAAACUGGCGAGCGGACAGUUGAAGUCAGUCGAUGUGACGUUGGCGUUCUGCAAACGUGCCGCUUUGGCACACCAAGCGCUGAAUCUCGCGCUGGAGUUCUUCCCAGACAUGGCGCUGGCCCAAGCCAAGGAGCUGGACAAGUAUUAUGAAGAACACAAGAAACCUGUUGGACCACUACAUGGUCUGCCAAUCUCGUUGAAGGACCAGCUCAGAGUCAAAGGGCUCGAGACUUCGAUGGGUUAUGUCGCUUGGCUCGGAAAGUACGACGAAGAGGACUCGGUGCUGACAGCCUUGCUUCGUAAAGCCGGCGCCGUCUUUUAUAUCAAGACGAGCGUGCCGCAAAGUCUGAUGGUUUGUGAAACAGUGAACAACAUCAUUGGGCGGACUCUCAAUCCUCGAAACAAGAACUGGUCGUGUGGUGGCAGUUCCGGAGGUGAAGGCGCCAAUAUUGGAUUCCGAGGCGGCAUCAUCGGAGUGGGCACAGACAUUGGUGGUUCCAUUCGAGUUCCGUCGGCAUUCAACUUUCUCUACGGUAUCCGUCCUAGUCAUGGACGCAUGCCGUACGCAAAAAUGGCCAAUAGCAUGGAAGGACAGGAGACUGUUCACAGCGUCGUUGGACCUUUGGCUCAUUCGGUCCCAGACUUGAAAUUGUUCUUGACCUCUGUGCUUCAGGAAGAGCCUUGGAAGUACGAUUCAAAGGUUAUUCCCAUGCCAUGGAGGCAGGGGGAAGAAGAUGCUAUCAGCUCCAAAAUUCAAAGUGGAGGCUUGACCUUGGGCUUCUACAAUUGUGACGGAAACGUUCUCCCACAUCCACCGAUACUUCGGGGAGUGGACAUGGUCGUCUCCGCGCUGAAAGACAAAGGCCACACCGUCGUGCCAUGGAAGCCCUACAAACACGAUUAUGGGGUAGACUUGAUCAACAAGAUCUACGCGGCAGAUGGUGGUUCUGACAUCUUCUCAGACCUCAAGGAAUCGGGAGAACCAGCCAUUCCCAAUUUCAAGGACUUGAUCAGUCCAUCGCUGCCGAAGAUGGACAUGAAUGAGAUCUGGGACGUGCAGCGCCAGAAGUGGGCAUAUCAAGGCGAGUAUCUCGAGCAAUGGCGAGCACGAGAGGCCGAGCUCGGCAAAGAGAUUGACGCCUUUAUUGCCCCGAUCACUCCAACAGCAGCCAUUCGCCACAAUCAGUUCAAAUAUUAUGGCUAUGCUAGCGCCAUAAACCUACUGGACUGGACUAGUGUGGUCGUGCCAGUGACCUUUGCGGACAAGGACAAGGACAAGAAGCAGACAGACUUCAAGCCAUUGUCAGAGAUCGACGGAAUUGUGCAGGCAGAAUAUGAUCCAGAGGCUUACCAUGGAGCUCCGGUCGCCGUGCAGAUUGUAGGGAGAAGGCUUAGCGAGGAGAGAACCUUGGCCAUUGCACAGGAGAUUGGGAAGUUGUUGGGUAACGAGACCACUCCUUAGGACACACAAGGUAUGGAUGUUGAUAUAUGAGAGCGUGAGAGUCAAAGCCGGAGCCUACUCUCUGGGUCACUGUCACAGUUAUAUCUUUGAUCCGGCUAAGUUGCUUCAACGACGUAGGCUAGUGAGGCCAGUUAGGUAGUUAGUGAGCCAAGGCCGGGCCCAGUUGUAUCCGAGUCGCCAAUCGCGAAAGGAUUGAUGGGGACCAAAGCCGGCCUCUUGCGAGCCAGAGUCUCCGGAUCAAGAAGU
Messenger RNA from Exophiala xenobiotica, 2054 nucleotides. RefSeq names its product acetamidase. Bases 168 to 1808 code for a protein of 546 amino acids. The transcript is spliced from 7 exons. NCBI's taxonomy places the organism in Eukaryota, Fungi, Ascomycota, Eurotiomycetes, Chaetothyriales, Herpotrichiellaceae. The record is from RefSeq and is a predicted model, not a curated record.